Molecule: messenger RNA, 2102 nt
Organism: Monodelphis domestica (gray short-tailed opossum)
Lineage: Eukaryota; Metazoa; Chordata; Mammalia; Didelphimorphia; Didelphidae
Source: RefSeq, a predicted model, not a curated record
GACUUGGAGCACUUUUUUCAUAUAACUAUAUAUGGCUUUGAUUUCUCCAUCCAAAACUUGUCUAUUUAUAACUUUGGGCCAUUUACCAAUUUGGGGAUGGCUGUGUUUCUUAUAAACACACAGCAAAGAUCUCUAUAUGUUUGACAUUUGAGUGUAUAAAAAUGUCUACCCAAUUUUCUGCUUUCCUUCUAAUCUUGACAGAAUUUAUUUUAUUUCUACAAAAUCUUUUCAAAUUAAUGUACUCAAAAUUAUCCAUCUCAUAUUUCACAAUGCUCUCUGCUCAAUCCACCAACUCCCACUAUGAAUUGUGCUACAGGGAAAUAAUGUCCAGAGGCUCCACAAACAAUCAUUUCUUUUCUUUAAGGACCACCCUAUCCCCAGAACUACUGAAGCUUCUUCAAGAGAGUCUGUGGACACUAACUUUCUCCCACAUCAUUCCACAUCAGUCGAGUCUAAAGGUAUGCUAGACUCUGAUCCUUCCUCAGACAUCCGCCCAAAAGGGAUCUCUUUUUCCUUUCCCCCCAUGGGCACCCCUAGUGAAGCCACAACCACAGGGUGGGAACCUAACACUACCAGAUAUCCUGAAACUAGUCCAUUCAACUCCUUCCACAAAAGGAUCUCUUCUUCAAGGGAAGGCAUCAGCCCAACAUUUACUAUUUUCAUCUGACUCAGUCUCUAUCAACAAAGUUCCCAUUUCCAUGGUAACAUGGAAUCAAUAUACAGUUGAAACUGACAUCACAAUAAAGGCCCCUAUAAAAGGAAUUAACUGAGCUCAGUUGGGUUACCUUGGACUAAGGUCCCCAUCAACCCUUACCUCUAUUCAUUUUCUCCCCUGAACGAUGGGUGCAAAUUGUACGCACCAUUAUAGGAAACAGAGAAAAACAGAUUUAAACAGAAGACUGGCUUCUGGAAGAAAAAAAUUUGACACCUCUUUGCCUGAUGGUACCGUUGCCCCAUCAGAUGACUCCUCGGUGUCCACAAUAACUGCCAACAAUACUUCAGGCUAUAAACACCAAAUCAGCUUCCCUUGCUUCAGAAACAUAUCAUGGAGCUCUUACUACAAGAACUUCACACUCAGCUUCACUAUUACCAACAUGUUUUACACAACAAAGAUGAAUCAAAAGGACUCCAGAACAUUCAAGGCUGCUGAGCAUAUCCUGCAAAUCUUGCUCAAGGUAUUGUUUGGAAGCAGCAGGAUUGGCUCUCAGUAUUCUGGAUGCAGUGACCUUUCACUGAGGUCUCUGAGGAACAGGAUAGCAACCGGAGUGGAUAUAGUCUGCAGUUUCAAGAAGGACUCCUCCAACCAUGUCCUGGACAAAAAGGUGGUUUACUGGGAGCUGACUGAACAGCUCUGUACAAGAAAGCUAAAACACCUGGUUAUAGACAAUGAUAGCCUCAUUGUGAAUGGGUAUCAACAUAAGCUGCCAGGAAUCAGAUCCACAAAGAGUUCAAUUAAAUCUAAAACCCAUAAAGACAUGAAACAGGAAUUGGAGAGGGCAGGAGAGACACAUUCUCAGGUGUCAGGAAGUGAGGCUGGUGUAGGAGCUGUCACCCAUAUCCCCGACCAUGGAGAACCAGGAAAAAUCAUGACAUCACUGACUAGUGGCCUCCUGAUCCGGGAAUCCACUGUAUAUGCUAUAGCGAGUGAGAUUGGUGUAGGGCCCUUCACCCAUAUCCGAGACCACGGAUCAGCAAGAGACAUGACAUCAGUGACCAGUGAAUCUACUGCAGGUGCCAUGGGUAAGAAAAUAUUUCUUUUCUUUCUAUUAUACUGGUAUUCAUCCUUGCUCUGGGCCCUUGUUUUCCAGCUUUCAAAUAUGAUAUGGACUCAUCUUCAUAGUCCGAGAACAGGAAAGUUUGUGAUUAGGUGGUAAGACCCGGCAACUUCCUCUGUCCCAUUAUUGUCUGCCCAGAUGUCAGCCUUUGGAUGAAGAGCUCAUGGAGGAUUUUGUCCAUUUCUUGUGUUAGUUUGUGUGUAUACAUAUAAUUUACUAUGAUAAAAGUCAGCUACUGGAGGACAGGCUUUUCUAUGCCCAGCACCUAAAACCCUGAAUGGAGUAGCUGAUUCUUAACAAAUGAUUACUGCUUCAUUUUCCAUUUAA